Molecule: messenger RNA, 3576 nt
Organism: Diaporthe amygdali
Lineage: Eukaryota; Fungi; Ascomycota; Sordariomycetes; Diaporthales; Diaporthaceae
Product: pyruvate carboxylase
Exons: 10
Coding region: 1-3576 (1191 amino acids)
Biological process (GO): pyruvate metabolic process; gluconeogenesis
Cellular component (GO): cytoplasm
Molecular function (GO): metal ion binding; pyruvate carboxylase activity; ATP binding
Source: RefSeq, a predicted model, not a curated record
AUGGCGGCACUGAGCAACGAUCAUGCGGUGGGUGAGGAGGUCUUCGAGGAGGGCGACGCCCCCAAGGAUCAAAAGACCAUCCACCGCAUCCGGGCGAACUCUACUAUAAUGCAACUGAGCAAGAUUCUGGUUGCAAACCGUGGUGAAAUUCCCAUUCGUAUUUUCAGAACAGCUCAUGAGCUUUCAUUGCACACCAUUGCAGUCUUCAGUUAUGAGGACCGUCUCAGCAUGCACAGGCAAAAGGCCGACGAGGCCUACGUCAUUGGCAAGCGCGGACAGUACACCCCUGUUGGCGCUUAUCUCGCGGGCGACGAGAUUAUCAAGAUCGCACUCGAGCAUGGCGCCCAGAUGAUCCACCCUGGUUACGGGUUCUUGUCUGAGAAUGCCGAAUUCGCGAAGAACGUCGAGAAGGCUGGCCUUAUCUUCGUCGGACCUACGGCCGAAGUUAUCGACGCCCUCGGCGACAAGGUUUCCGCUCGCAAGUUCGCCAUCAAGGCAAACGUGCCCGUCGUUCCCGGGACAGAGGGUGCCGUGGAGAAGUACGAGGAGGUCAAGAGCUUCACCGACGAAUAUGGCUUCCCCAUCAUCAUCAAGGCCGCAUACGGAGGUGGUGGCCGCGGCAUGCGUGUCGUCCGGGACCAAGAGUCGCUGAAGGAGAACUUUGAGCGAGCCACAUCCGAGGCAAAGUCCGCUUUUGGCAAUGGCACUGUCUUUGUCGAGCGUUUCCUUGACAAGCCCAAGCACAUCGAGGUCCAGCUGCUCGGAGACAACCACGGCAACAUUGUCCACCUGUACGAGCGUGACUGCUCCGUUCAGAGGCGGCACCAGAAGGUCGUCGAGAUCGCCCCGGCCAAGGACCUGCCCACAGAGACCCGCGACGCCAUGCUCAACGAUGCCGUCCGACUAGCCAAGUCCGUCGGUUACCGCAACGCGGGUACCGCCGAGUUCCUUGUCGACCAACAGAACCGGUACUACUUCAUCGAGAUCAACCCCCGUAUCCAGGUCGAGCACACCAUCACCGAGGAGAUCACUGGCAUCGAUAUCGUUGCCGCCCAGAUCCAGAUUGCUGCCGGCGCGACUCUGGCUCAGCUCGGCCUCACACAGGACCGCAUCUCUACCCGGGGUUUCGCUAUCCAAUGCCGAAUCACCACCGAGGACCCGUCCAAGAGCUUCCAGCCCGACACUGGCCGCAUCGAGGUGUACCGCAGUGCUGGUGGUAAUGGCGUACGUCUCGAUGGUGGAAACGGCUUUGCUGGUGCUGUUAUCACUCCUUACUACGAUUCUCUGCUUACCAAGAUGACUUGCCAUGGCUCCACGUACGAGAUUGCUCGGCGCAAGGUCUUGAGAGCCAUCAUUGAGUUCAGAAUUCGUGGUCUCAAGACGAACAUCCCCUUCCUUGCGUCUCUCCUGACGCAUCCGACGUUCAUUGACGGUCAAUGCUGGACGACAUUCAUCGAUGAUACUCCACAGCUCUUUGACCUCAUGGGCUCUCAGAAUCGUGCCCAGAAAUUGCUGGCAUACCUCGGCGAUCUCGUCGUUAACGGGAGCAGCAUUAAGGGACAGGUGGGUGAGCCUAAGUUCAAGGGCGAGAUUAUCAUUCCUGAACUUCUCGACGAUGCCGGCCACAAGAUUGAUGUCACCCGCCCCUCAACUAAGGGCUGGCGAAACAUCAUCCUGGAGCAAGGCCCUGCGGCCUUCGCGAAGGCUGUCCGUGAAUAUAAGGGCACUCUGCUCAUGGAUACCACAUGGAGAGAUGCUCAUCAGUCCCUGCUGGCCACCCGUGUACGGACUGUCGACCUAUGCAACAUUGCCAAGGAGACAAGCCACGCCCUAGCCAACCUGUACAGUUUGGAGUGCUGGGGUGGAGCAACGUUUGAUGUUGCUAUGCGAUUCCUCUACGAAGACCCCUGGGACAGGCUGCGAAAGAUGCGCAAGCUUAUUCCCAACAUCCCCUUCCAGAUGCUUCUUCGUGGUGCUAACGGUGUGGCAUACUCGUCUCUGCCCGACAACGCCAUUGAUCACUUCGUCGACCAGGCGAAGAAGAACGGUGUCGAUAUCUUCCGUGUUUUCGACGCUCUGAACGACAUUGACCAGCUUGAGGUUGGCAUUAAGGCUGUUCACAAGGCCGGCGGUGUUGUUGAGGGUACCGUGUGCUACUCGGGAGACAUGUUGAACCCUAAGAAGAAGUACAACUUGGAGUACUACCUCGACCUGGUUGACAAGCUCGUCAAGCUUAACAUCCACGUCCUCGGCGUGAAGGAUAUGGCUGGUGUGCUCAAGCCCCACGCCGCGAAGCUGCUGAUCGGUGCAAUCCGCAAGAAGUACCCAGACCUGCCAAUUCACGUGCACACCCACGACUCGGCCGGUACGGGUGUGGCUUCCAUGGUUGCUUGCGCUGAGUAUGGCGCUGAUGCCGUCGACGCAUGCAGUGACAGCAUGUCUGGUAUGACAUCUCAGCCCAGCAUCAACGCUCUCCUUGCCUCCCUUGAGGGAACCAACCUGGAUCCUGGCCUGAACGUCCACCAUGUCCGUGCCCUGGACACCUACUGGUCUCAGCUCCGUCUGCUGUACUCGCCGUUUGAGGCUCACCUUGCAGGUCCCGACCCUGAGGUGUACGAGCACGAAAUCCCCGGUGGUCAGCUCACAAACAUGAUGUUCCAGGCACAGCAGCUCGGCUUGGGCUCACAAUGGCUCGAGACCAAGAAGGCCUACGAGCAAGCCAACGAUCUCCUUGGUGACAUUGUCAAGGUCACACCGACUUCCAAGGUUGUUGGUGACCUUGCCCAGUUCAUGGUGUCGAACAAGCUUUCCGAGGAGGAUGUCAAGGCGCGGGCCAAGGAGCUCGACUUCCCUGGCUCAGUCCUCGAGUUCCUCGAGGGCUUGAUGGGUCAACCUUACGGUGGCUUCCCUGAGCCACUCCGCUCAGAUGCCCUCCGUGGACGCAGGAAGCUGGACAAGCGCCCCGGUCUGUUCCUUGAGCCUGUCGACUUUGCCAAGGUCAGGCGCGAUCUCAGAAAGAAGUACGACGGUGAGAUCACUGAAUGCGACGUCGCUUCGUACGUCAUGUACCCCAAGGUCUUCGAGGACUACAAGACCUUCACCCAGAAAUUCGGCGACCUCUCGGUCCUCCCGACUAAGUUCUUCCUCACUAAGCCGGAGAUCGGCGAGGAGUUCCACGUCGAGCUCGAGAAGGGCAAGGUUCUUAUCUUGAAGCUUCUCGCCAUCGGGCCCCUGACGGAGCACACCGGCCAGCGAGAGGUGUUCUACGAGAUGAACGGUGAGGUCCGACAAGUCACAGUCGACGAUAAGUUGGCCAGCGUCGAGAACGUCAGCCGCCCCAAGGCCGAUCCCAGCGACAGCAGCCAGGUCGGUGCGCCCAUGGCUGGUGUGUUGGUGGAGCUCCGCGUCCACGAGGGCACCGAGGUCAAGAAGGGAGAUCCUCUGGCUGUUCUCAGCGCCAUGAAGAUGGAAAUGGUCAUCUCUGCACCUCACAACGGCAAGGUAUCGUCACUCCAGGUCCGCGAGGGCGACUCGGUCGACGGCACGGAUCUGGUCUGCAAGAUCCUCAAGGGCUAA